This is a messenger RNA of Neoarius graeffei (lesser salmon catfish), 2087 nucleotides long. It is a transcript of the gene hpdl, whose product is annotated as 4-hydroxyphenylpyruvate dioxygenase-like. Gene Ontology annotation, molecular function: 4-hydroxyphenylpyruvate dioxygenase activity. The transcript is spliced from 5 exons. The record is from RefSeq and is a predicted model, not a curated record. Gene Ontology annotation, biological process: aromatic amino acid metabolic process. NCBI's taxonomy places the organism in Eukaryota, Metazoa, Chordata, Actinopteri, Siluriformes, Ariidae. Bases 21 to 1307 code for a protein of 428 amino acids.
UCCGUUUGCCGGCAUCCAGCAUGGCGGCCUCCUUGAAGCGGCUGCACCACAUCUCCCUGCACGUGUGUGACGCGGAGCGCGCGGCGGCGGCGCUGCUGUCCCAGCUCCAGUUCAGCGCGUUCGCCGCCAGACGGACCGCCGGAGCCCGGCAGCUCGCCUUCCGCAGAGGGGGGGCGGUGUUCCUGCUGACCGAGAGAGCGCGCUGCGGCGGCGGGGAGGAGGAGGGGCUCCGGGACCGGCUCGCGCGCUCGCAGCGGGAACAUGGCGGUCACGUGCUGUACGACGUGCGGCCGCACUACCCGGUGGACAGCGCGUGCAACGUGUGCUUCGAGGUCGAGGACGUGCAGAGGUGGGCGGAGUCGCUGCGCGCGCGGGGCUGCGAACUGCUCGUGCCGCCGACGCGCGUCCGUGACGACGGCGGUCUCGUGACCUACUCGGUCGUGAAGUCCAUCGUCGGCAACGUCUGCCACACGCUCGUGGACACGAGUCGGUACCGAGGGCCCUUCCUGCCCGGCUUCUGUGAGGUCGGGACCGGAGCGGAGGAGGAGGACACGCGGUGUCCCGUCACGCAUUUUGAUCACGUCACGUACGCGUGCCCGGCACACAGCACGGCCGCGGUGAUGCGCUGGUACGAGAAGAACUUCGGCUUCCAGAGGUUCUUCAUCAACAGGAACGAGGAUGCAGAGGAAGGCUACGUGUUGGAUCAGGACGGGAUCGGUCUGCGUCUGACCGCCAUGGAGUACUGGAAAUGCAGCGAGACGGGAAUCAAGCUCCCUUUCAAAGACAGAAAGGAACCAGAUUGCAAGUUCGUCAUUGCUGAACCUCUGCCUGAGCAGGGCAGGAAUCAGGUGGACACGUUUCUGGAGCAUCACGGCGGUCCGGGCAUCCAGCACAUCGGCCUGUCCACGCGGGACAUCGUGUCCACAGCACGCACCAUGGCCGACGCCGGCGUUCGGUUCGUCUCUCCUCCGGCAGCCUACUACACCGAGGUGGGGAAGCGGCAGGAGAUCGAGGAGGCGGGGCACGAUCCGAAAGCACUGAUGCAACACGGCAUCCUGUUAGACACAGAUCUUCGGGGGAAUGAUGAGGAUCUGAGCGCGUCUAAGAGGUACCUGCUGCAGGUGUUCAGCAAGCCCAUCUUCUCCGAGGACACGUUGUUCCUGGAGCUGAUCGAGCGCCGUGGAGCCACCGGGUUCGGAGAGGGGAACAUCCGAGCUUUGUGGAGAUCCGUUCAGUCGUACAUGGAGAAGAACGAGGACCAUCAGGAGCACUCAAACGUGAAAAGCAAACAAACGGGACAGCACUGAGCAAACACGUUGUCGGAUGAAUUAAAUGUUAAUUUAUGGCAGAUAUGCUUUCUAUUUAAAACGCUAGUACUUGACACUCCUGUAAAAAUGUGUGGUUUCCAGCUUAAGGACGAUCCGUAUCGUGAAAUACCGUAACCGAGGUCUUGAAAAUACUGACCAAGGCCUCUGGGCCGAGGUCAGUAUUUUCAAGGUCAUGGUAUUUCACGAUACGGAUCGACCUUAAGCUGGUAAAUUUUUUUUUUUGUUUGUUUGCAGUCCAAAUCCUGCGCACUGAUUGGCUGGCGAGCGGGUCCGUAUCCUAUGGUACGGACCCCAGUUACAGACCUCUGGUGACUCGUUCACAACAACAAACAUAGUAGCAAUUUUUUGUCAACGUUUUUCGCAUUUCUCAGGAGAACAGCAUUAAUUUUACAGCAUGGAUAGCGAUAACGACAGUGUUCACAGCGAAAGCGAGUUUUACUCCCCUGAGGAAGAAGAAAUAAAAGAAAACAUUUCAGGAGAAAGCUAAAAACCUCUAACUGUUGCUAACGCCGAGCAAAAACAUGGCUGAAUCCUGAAUGACUCCUAUUUGUAUAAAUAGGGGACUACAUAGGCAGCAAAAUGUAGUUUUUUUCCCUGCCAUGGAAGUGCACUUGUAUACCGAGGAGGAAGCCAUUUGCAUUACAGCCGUGAAUGAGGAUUCAAAAUGGCGGCUCGGCUCGGUUUUCCCUUUCGGGCGCUCUCGUUUUCUGUUAGAAUUUGGUAAAGAAAAAAAUAAAUAUAUUAUUUACCAGCUUAAGU